AUGGCCAGGAUAAUGGGGGGUAUGACAGCCUCUAUAUAUACUUCGACGCUGGAGGAUGACGUCGAACUACACCGGGCUUGCUACGCCAUAAUCGAUCCCCUUGCCACCAUCCUGCGAGGUGACCCACGAUGUGUGGCGGAAGGGACGAUGUGCGAAUUUGUCGCCUGUAUCCUGACAGUGCUCCUGGAUUAUCACGGUAAAGCCCGGCGGAGGUUGAGUGAUCGCCACUUAAGGGGUGCUUUUGUUGUGUUCUACAUGAAACAACCUGAGCGCCAGGGAGAUUCAGAUAUGCACAUAUGCUUGUGUCAAUACAUUGCGUUAUCUAGAGGCGAGGGGGCCUCUGGUGUAAAGUGUCGUCAGCCAUCUUACGGGAGAAACGCGGGGGUUGACCUCUCUAACAUAGGAAAUCACCUGCGAGCGUGCAUGACAAUGAUAGCAAGGAGUGAGAUUUGGGCGGGGUUCCCCUUAUAUGGCAAUGUGUCUGGUCUUCCUGCAGUCUGCCCUUGCUUCUCUUGUGUACAGAACCCUGCUGACAAAGGGGCCUUGAUGCACAACAACAGCAGCAUGAGCUUGUUCCAAUUGAUCAAAGCUCCAUUUUCCAAGAGGCGAUAUGAAGCUUUACAUCACGGAUCUGAUGAGAAUAUAGGCGAGAAGCCCUUAUGUACAGCUUGCCAGCGCCAGUACAGAGGUAGAAAGAAAUUACGAGAGCUCAAUAUUUGCGUAAUGAGCGGCGUGUUCUUCACCACUGUCAUCAUAUUCCUGCUGCUUGCCGUGUUAUUCGACACGUACUUGAACUCGGAGAAGAACGCAGCUCUGCGUGGAAGCCUUUACUGGUCCCCAAUUCUCGAUGAUGUGGAGCUACCCCAGCGCAUAGCGACAAUGAACAGCACUCUCCUACCACCACCAGACCCAUCCAUCGCCCGUCAAGAACCAGGGCCAGAGAACGAUGCCGAGUGGUAUAAGUACAACGACACGCCACUGUUUUGGCUCACUCGAGAGGAGAUCGGAAAGCUCGGCCAAAACCCCGAUACAGCUGCAAGAUGGGACCGCGAAUAUUGGGGACACGAUGAAGACCUUUAUGUGGGAAAGUUAGAUAUAUCACAUAAGGCCUAUGACGAUUAUCCAGGCUAUCAUCCCAACCACCAUCACGAUAAGAGGGAGAGGGAUAGUAGCAAGAUGGACUGGAUCCAUCUCAGCCAUUGCAUAGAUAUGCUUCUGCAGUUCGUUCUUUGUAAAGCAGACACCGGCAUCGUUACCUUCACAUAUGUUGAAGGGCAGGAGGCCCCUUGGCCCGACUUUCAUCUCAAGCGCCAAUGUGGGAACCUCGAGCCUCUGCUCGACUGGGCAAAAGGUCGAGAGGGCAUCAUCACCAAGGGGAGGGCAAUCCUCAUCCAAAUUUGUCUUCGGGUUGAUGGACCUUCAGAGAUAGUGAUUGGACGACACGUUACUGCUGGUAGUGGAAGGACUUGA
Messenger RNA from Aspergillus niger, 1470 nucleotides. RefSeq lists its product as uncharacterized. Gene Ontology annotation, biological process: mycotoxin biosynthetic process. The transcript is spliced from 8 exons. Lineage: Eukaryota; Fungi; Ascomycota; Eurotiomycetes; Eurotiales; Aspergillaceae. The coding region runs from base 1 to 1470 and encodes 489 amino acids. The record is from RefSeq and is a predicted model, not a curated record.